AGAAUUGGACUUGUUGCAAAGCCAGAAUCCACCCGGAAGCCCGCGGCGCUCGCUCGCUCGCUCCCCUCGCCAUCGCUUCCUGACUUCCUCCGCUGCCUCCGGCCGCCGCCCGACCAUAUAAUAUAACCCCGCCUCGCGGCCUCGGCAUGGCUCUCCACGCCGCGGCGCCGCCCUUGUCCGCCGGCGGCCGCCUCCCGUCCUCCUCACCCCCUCGCGCCGGCGGGAGGCGCUUCCUCCGCUCCCCCGCCGCCGCCAUAUCGAGGCCCCGCUGCGUUGCCUCCCCCGCGGCGCUCCGGAAGGCCGCAGUUGGAAUGAGAGCGGCCUUAAGCAGUGAUGGUGCCCCUGGAAUGAGCGAUUCUCCACAUGUGGUGUGUUUUGGAGAAUUGCUAAUCGACUUCGUUCCAACUGUCAAUGGUGUGUCAUUGGCGGAAGCAUCAGCCUUCAAGAAGGCUCCAGGGGGUGCGCCUGCCAAUGUUGCGGUUGGAAUAGCUCGUCUUGGUGGGUCAUCAGCUUUCAUUGGAAAGGUUGGUGAUGAUGAAUUUGGCUAUAUGCUAUCCGAUAUAUUGAAGCAGAAUAAUGUAAACAAUCAAGGAUUACUGUUUGAUCCCCAUGCUAGAACAGCUUUGGCUUUUGUGACACUCCGAAGUGAUGGUGAACGUGAAUUUAUGUUCUACCGUAAUCCAAGUGCUGAUAUGCUACUUGAAGAAAAAGAACUUGACCUUGAUCUUAUAAGGAAGGCAAAAAUAUUCCACCAUGGCUCAAUAAGUCUUAUAACUGAGCCCUGUAAAACUGCUCAUAUUGCAGCUGCUAAAGCAGCUAAAGAUGCUGGAGUACUUGUUUCAUAUGAUCCGAAUUUGAGGCUCCCAUUGUGGUCAUCGGCUGAGGAUGCUAGAGAUGGUAUCCUGAGCAUAUGGGAAAGUGCUGAUGUUAUCAAGAUAAGUGAAGAGGAGGUUUCCUUUCUGACAAAUGGGGAGGAUCCAUAUGAUGAUGCUGUUGUUAAGAAACUUAUCCACCCAAAACUGAAGUUGCUUCUUGUCACUGAAGGUCCAGACGGCUGUAGAUAUUAUUCUAAGGAAUUCAGUGGGAGAGUAAGUGGACUGAAGGUAACUGCUGUCGAUACAACUGGUGCUGGAGAUGCUUUUGUUGCUGGAAUGCUAUCUCAAUUGGUCACAGAUUUUACACUGCUCCAGGACGAAGGUAGAUUGAGAGAAGCCCUGAAGUUCGCAAAUGUCUGUGGAGCUCUUACUGUGACAGAGAGAGGUGCAAUUCCUGCGUUGCCCACCCAACAGCAAGUGCUUGACGCCCUGACCAGUGUUGUUGCUUAACUGUACCUGUUGUGUGUAUUAAUAUGAACUGGCACGAGCACCAUGCAGUUAGAUUAGGUGUAAUUUCGUUUGCAUACCACUUGGCGUUUUGGUGGUGUAUCCCAAGCCCCCAGCCAAACCAAAUAAUCAGGUGCAAGAGGCAGUUUCCUGUCCAUUUUUGACGUGUGAAGUUGGAUUUUGAGUCAUCAAGUUACUACUUGGUGUGCUAUGUAUCUGUCCAGCAAUUAUGUGCUGGUAUUGUAAUGUUGCUGAAAAAUCAUUCUAAAUAAUACCACGAUGCAGUUUGCCAUC
This is a messenger RNA of Phragmites australis (common reed), 1616 nucleotides long. Its product is annotated as probable fructokinase-6, chloroplastic. Lineage: Eukaryota; Viridiplantae; Streptophyta; Magnoliopsida; Poales; Poaceae. The record is from RefSeq and is a predicted model, not a curated record. Gene Ontology annotation, biological process: fructose metabolic process. Gene Ontology annotation, molecular function: fructokinase activity. Gene Ontology annotation, cellular component: cytosol. The transcript has 7 exons. Bases 147 to 1325 code for a protein of 392 amino acids.